GCCCCCAGCAUUAGGGACUUUUAUUUCAGAAGUUUGGCUACCGCAGCCUAUAAAACUAACCGACAACCGAUUAUAGCCCAUUUCUCAGUCGAAACACACAAAUUGAUGUACUGUUGUAUUGUAGCCUAUAUCGUUCUGUUAGAUUAACAGUUAUGUUACAAUGUAACGAAAAAGGCGAGAUUUUACCUGGUAAGAAAUCACUUUCCUCAUCACCUAUCUAUUCUCAAGGGACGCAACGGGUCUAAUCUCUCGUGGAUUGACAGUUUACAAUUUUAGUUUUGGGUUUACCGAGAUUGCAACGGGUCUAAUCUAAACAAAAAGUGAAAGGCCUAUGAUAUGUAUGGAAGCAAUGGGGAAUAACCAAUGAGAAUAACAAGGCCGGUGUGAAAGUGAUAUUUUUGCGUUAGCCUACACUACACUUCUUUCAUCAUUUUCAUCACAUUGUCUUUUGCAUUAAUUAUGCAAAUGCCAUAUUAUUAUCAUGUUAUAACAACACUGAAAUGUAUAUAUUUUUUUACUAAGCAUUUUUUUCUUAUUUUUUUCUGUAAUUUAUGCAUUCUCUCUCAUCCAAGAAAGGAGCUUGCAACUUCAGUUACACGCUCUCAGCAAAUCUAUGUCAUGCUGUGUGGUGGAAAGGCUGUGCGUGUACUUGUUGAGCUCCAAGACCAUCACAGAGUACGAGAGCCAGGUGAUCUGGUCACAGGGAACAGACAUGCAGAAGGCUGCCAAACUGCUGCAGGUGGUGUUGAAGAAGGGUCGCAACGCCUGUCAGCUCUUUUUCGACUCACUAGAAAGGUGCUGCCAGUGCCCACCACUGUUCGAAAGAGUCACCGGCCUCCCAGGUAAGUCUCUUCAAAAGUGUUAAUUUUUUCAUUUUAUUAAUUGCAAGUAAAUUACUUUGGCCUACAAGCCUGUAGUUUUCAUGUAGUUUUAAUCAACAUUUAAAUAGGUUAUGAAUAGUCUAGGCCUACAGUUUAUUUAUUUAUUCAAUUAUGUGGUAUUUAGAGAGGUAGGCUAACUUGGCCUAGAUGGCAGCACAUUUUCUUUGUAGUAAAUAGUAUAUGUUAUAUGAAUUCUACCCAACGUUCCCUUUUAAAGCACUGGAAACCCAGCUCCAUUUGGUGUCUGAGGCAGGUGAGGGCAAAUAAUAUUCCAGAGGCCCAAGAAUGUUCCAUUCCUCAUGUGAAAUCCAGUUUUUAAAGAUAAAGUGUAGGCUUAAAUCCAAAUGUUUUCUCCACGUGUCCAAUACUAAAGCUCAUAGAAGGUUUUUACAGUAUGUCAUCAUCAUGACGUAGUGGGAAUCGCUGGGAUACUAUUGUCAACAACAGACUAUUUCCCUUUUUUUUUGGCUCUUCCCUUUUUACUCACACCCUAAACAACAGAGAGGAGGAGGAGCAACACUGCCCCAACUUACGUCAUCAACAUCAGCCAUUCCAAUUUGAGUAACUGCAUCAUUGGAGACUGCAACUUUCAAGGUGUGGCAACAUGUAUACAACAACUUCAAAGCAUUGGUUCAGAGCAUGCUAGGCAUGGUAAGUUACAGUGUGUCAGAGUUACAGUUACAUUUUCUCAUAAUUUCAUAUAUUUUUAAUGAUGUGUUACAAGAUUCAAGCACAUUCACAGAUACAAGCACAUAUGUAUAUAUUAUAAUAAUUAUUUUGUAUUAUUGUUUCCUUCACUUCUCUUUUUGACCUGCACUGUUGGAGUUUAAGAAUGUCACUGUACCCUGCAAUUACAUCUGUGACCCUGUGCAAGUGACUAAUAAACUAAUCUAAUCAUUGACAAGACAAUUAUUUAUCAGAUGUGUUGCACCAGUGUGUGUAGUUUACGCUAAUUCUCAACACCUAUCCCCUUUCUUUAAUAGGUUCAAAGAAGCCAUUAGAUUAAUAACUUUCAUAUAUGGUACUGCAUUCCAUUCAUGUAUGAAAAUGUAUGCACUCACUAACUGUAAAUCGCUCUGGAUAAGAGCGUCUGCUAAAUGACGUAAAUGUAAAUGUAAAUGUAAUGUCUCUAUUACAGAGACGAUGGGAAGCAACACCACCAGUGACCACCAGAGAGCAGUACAGGCCUGUCCAGAGCCAGAGCGCCAGCGGAGUGUCCAGGUCUACGGGUCCCAGCUGCAGUAUGUCAUCAUCGGGGACAACAACAGCCUGCAGGCUGGAGACACACAGGAAGAGGAAGAAGAAGACAUGGAACUCAUUAAUGAA
Molecule: messenger RNA, 2207 nt
Organism: Coregonus sp. 'balchen'
Lineage: Eukaryota; Metazoa; Chordata; Actinopteri; Salmoniformes; Salmonidae
Source: the annotation of a GenBank genome assembly